GAUAAUGGUGAUCAUAAUAUGUGUGUGGAAGCAUCUCACAAAGUAUUUCCGGAGUGGCAGUCUCUCCAGGCCUCAAAGGUCAAGUCACUCCAUAGAACCGCUUUUCACUUUCAACCUCCAAAGAACUGGAUUAACGACCCAAAUGCACCUAUGUAUUACAAUGGCAUCUACCAUCUGUUCUAUCAGUACAACCCCUACGGCUCUACCUGGGGCAACAUUGUAUGGGCCCAUUCCAUAUCAACUGAUAUGAUCAACUGGACCCCACUUGACCCAGCCAUUUACCCUUCCAAGCCAUUUGAUGUGAAUGGAACCUGGUCAGGAUCAGCAACAAUCCUCCCUGGAAACAAACCUGUCAUCGUCUACACUGGAGUUGAUGGCCAAAACAGGCAGGUCCAGAACAUCGCAUUUCCAAAGAACCUCUCUGAUCCAUUCCUUAGGGAGUGGGUAAAGCCUGAUUACAACCCAGUGAUUGUGGCCGACAAUGGCAUUAAUGCGAGCCAGUUUCGUGACCCGACAACGGCAUGGUUAGGCCAAGAUGGACAUUGGAGGUUCUUGGUAGGCACAAGGAGAAAACACAGGGGAAUGGUUCUGUUGUAUAAGAGUAAAGACUUUAAGUAUUGGUGGAAGGUGCAGCACCCUUUGCACUCAGCAGCUGGAACUGGUAUGUGGGAAUGUCCAGAUUUCUAUCCAGUUGCUUUGGAAGGAGAGUUUGGGUUGGAGACAUCUGUGAAUGAUUAUGGUGUGAAAUUUGUAUUGAAGGUGAGCCUUGAUUUAACCAGGUAUGAGUACUACACAGUGGGCAGAUAUUUCGAGGAUCAAAACCGGUAUGUGCCUGAUAUCACAUCUGUUGAUAAUGGAAUGGGGCUGAGAUAUGAUUAUGGCAAUUUCUAUGCAUCAAAGACUUUCUUUGAUUAUGGCAAGAGCAGAAGAAUCUUGUGGGGAUGGGCAAAUGAAUCCGAUACCGCGGACAAUGAUGUUUCCAAAGGAUGGGCUGGUAUUCAGACAAUUCCAAGGAAAGUGUGGCUUGAUAAAUCUGGUAAACAAUUGUUGCAAUGGCCGAUCAAGGAAAUCAAUUCUCUGCGAGGAUCAGAUGUUCAUUUGAGAAGUGUAGUUCUUGCAAAGGGAGGCCUUGUCGAAGUUCGACCAAUCACAGCAGCACAGGCUGAUGUUGAGGUUACCUUCCUCAUACCUAAUUUACACAAGGCUCAGGCCUUUGAUCCUAGUUGGGUAGAUCCCCAACAGCUCUGUGGCCAAAUGGGAGCUAGUGUUCAAGGUGGGAUUGGACCUUUUGGGCUUCUAACAUUGGCUUCCAAAAAUCUAGAGGAGUACACAUCAGUUUUCUUCAGAGUUUUCAGAGGCAUAUACAAGAAGCAUGUGGUGCUUAUGUGCUCUGACCAAAGCAGGUCAUCACUUAGGCCGGAGGUUUAUAAACCAUCCUUUGGAGGUUUUGUGGAUUUGGAUUUGACUGACGGGGUGAUAUCUCUAAGGAGCUUGAUUGAUCAUUCUGCCGUAGAAAGUUUUGGCGCCGGAGGGAAGACAUGCAUUACAUCUCGAGUUUAUCCAACUCUAGCAACAAAUGAGGAUGCACACUUGUUUGCCUUCAACAAUGGGACUGAAGCUGUAACAAUCUUGAAGCUGAGCGCAUGGAACAUGAACAAACCUCGGAUUAACUAAUUAAUAAGAGCUUUGGAUAGACUAGUUAGGCUAUUUAGAUGCUAGAAAUAAGGCAAGCUAAAGACAUGAAUGUGAUGACUAGAUCUAUGCUGUAGCAGUUUAACUAGAUUUCAAAACAUUGAGUAGAA
This is a messenger RNA of Telopea speciosissima, 1802 nucleotides long. Its product is annotated as beta-fructofuranosidase, insoluble isoenzyme 1. Gene Ontology annotation, molecular function: hydrolase activity, hydrolyzing O-glycosyl compounds. The record is from RefSeq and is a predicted model, not a curated record. NCBI's taxonomy places the organism in Eukaryota, Viridiplantae, Streptophyta, Magnoliopsida, Proteales, Proteaceae. The transcript has 7 exons. The coding region runs from base 19 to 1674 and encodes 551 amino acids. Gene Ontology annotation, biological process: carbohydrate metabolic process.